Messenger RNA from Osmia bicornis bicornis, 10098 nucleotides. It is a transcript of the gene C3G, whose product is annotated as guanine nucleotide-releasing factor 2. NCBI's taxonomy places the organism in Eukaryota, Metazoa, Arthropoda, Insecta, Hymenoptera, Megachilidae. Gene Ontology annotation, molecular function: guanyl-nucleotide exchange factor activity. The coding region runs from base 449 to 4213 and encodes 1254 amino acids. The transcript has 18 exons. The record is from RefSeq and is a predicted model, not a curated record. Gene Ontology annotation, cellular component: plasma membrane. Gene Ontology annotation, biological process: Ras protein signal transduction; positive regulation of GTPase activity.
ACACCAGUGACGACGACGGUUCACCUCUGUUUCCCGAGCAAAAUACCUGUUUGGAACCCGAUACCCGCACCAGAUUUACGCCUUCGCGAUCACCGUAGACGAAAGUGACCGUCCAGACGCGGUCACCGGCUCUAGCGACGGGAAAUUCGAGGAAAAUUUUCCGGAAUUGCGAAUUCCCUGGAACAGUUAAGAAACUGUAGAAACCUGAUCAUAGUUCAAUAAACCAAUCGCAUGUUACAAAUUUAUCUUAAAAUGAAGUUAAGAAACAAACAAUGUGAGUGAAGAAAUUAAUGAAAAAACUCUAUUGUCAUUAAAUCAGUGCAAGUGCAACAUGAAGAUGAAGAACACUUUGCUUAAUAGACGCAGUGAGAUAAUGGAUACGUGUGCGAUGAAUUCUAUGGAGAAUCGAUGUUUCAAGAAUUGAUUAUUCAGUGUAAUAUGUGAUAAAAUGCCUCAAUACGACGAUAGUUUCCUCGAUUCGCCGAUUUUUCGGCGGCGGACCCGUAGCUAUGCGGUGCAAAAGCAAUUAGUGACCAAGUCGAAGAGUUUCAUCACGGGCACACCUUUGCUACUGGCCGUGACCAAUCACGCCAGGACUCUUUCCGGUUCCAUAUCGACCUGCAGCUUAAAAGAAGUCGAGGAGCGCUCCGGCGGGAAGGCGCGCGGCGGUAAACUAGCGCGUCGUGCGCGCUCCUUCAAGGAGGACUUCCUGGAGAAGCUCUCCCACAUGCGUUCUCCUGGUAGCGGCAGUGGCGGUGGAGGUAGCGGGGCAGCUACACGGGCUGCCUCGCCCUCCUCGCCGCGAACACCUCGGGACAAAAGCGCACCCGGUUGCACCGACGCAACCACCCUCGACAAGAAUCCCCUCCGUGACCUGCACAUCCAUGUGCGACAGGUGCAGCUGGCACUGCUCCACUUCAGGGACGUCGUGUCGAAGAAGAAGCUCGAGAUGUUGCCGGGUAACGGCACCAUCGUACUCGACACCGUCACCACCAUACACACAGUGCUGAAGUCCUAUCUACUGUACGAGAACAGCUCCACUCUGGGAUCAGCGACGAACCAAGUGUAUCAGGCCCUGGCACAGUUACUGAAGCUCUGCGACGAUGUGCUGUUGCACGGUGACCAAUCAUCUGCUUUGGACACCGAGAACGUGACGCACAUCAUAGGAUUAGUCGAGGAAGCUGUGAAGAACCUGGUUGCCCUGGCGAACGAGAAGAUCACCAAUAGACAGAAACCCGCCGCCGUCACGACUAGCAAUAGAACGUCGGGUUACGGAUCGGAAUUGACGCCACAAAGAAAUUCUUUACCCGAUAUCCCGUUAACCCCGAGGGAAAGGCAGAUUUUAGAGCAGACAGCCGCGACUACUAGUCUGGUCCGUAGUUCGCAUAGUUCAGAGUCGAUCUUAAGGGAUUCUAGUCCACCCCCCAAACCACCACUCCCUGAGAGAGGCAACGUGUGCCUGUCGGAGGAGAAUAGUUCGUCCGGGACACCGCCACCUUUGCCUCCGAAACGAAGAACAAGGGCUCAACAACUGUUGGACGAGUCCGAGGGUCUUUUAGCAUCUAGUCUUGACGGUGUUUCACUUCGUAGUCGAUCUCCAGAGGAUUCGUCGUCUCUUUUAAGCGCAUCGGCUGGUAGUUUGGAUUCGGCUCUUAAUCAUUCUCGCGACGAGGAUGAGAUUAGGGCGAUCAUGGGACCAAACGACGAGUCUCUGAACGACAGUAUGGAUCUCAGCCUGAUGGCUACUAUUCAGGGCAUGCAAGUUAAUGGUAGUUCAAACUGUAGUUGCUGGGAUGGUUCUGAAACAAAUAUACCAAGCACCAUGUUGUUGGGUCAACAAACUCCACAAGAAAUGCUUAAUCCAUUCACCGGUAUAGAAGGAAAAAUGGAAAGAUUAUCGACCCAGACGCAAGAAUCUGGUUUCGUAUCGAUGCACUCACAACGAAGCUCGUCUCAAAGUUACACUGCCUCCAGUGUAACAUCAAAAAGAUCGUCUCAGCAAAGCAGCAUUAGUUAUAAUUCCCAAACGUUCAAUUCACAGCAGUCGUUCUCGCAGACAAAAUUGUCGUCGGAUAGUAACGGGUCUAUUUUCACCCAGAAGACAAUGACCAGUUCCAAGAGCACUAUCAGCGCUACAAAUAUAUCUGGAAGUGGAGAUUCCUCCAUGUUGGAGAAACUGGUAAAUGAAAUGGAAUCAGUUUCUGCAUCUGACGCGAACGGUAUGCCUCCAGCAUUGCCAGAAAAACGAUCAAAACGUAGAAAAGAACGUCAGCCAUCGCAGUACGACAAUGUACCUGAAAACGAGCAUUUAUCAACCUGUAGUUUACAUACCAGCAAUGGGGAUAGUCCAGAUGCCAGUAAACCUCCUCCGCUCCCUCUGAAGAAACGUCAUAUGUUCCAAUCAGUGGCAUAUUCUGUUAUGGCGUACAUGGAGAUGUUUGGGAACUGUUCCCACAGUAACAAUGACUUUAUCUCUGGUCUUGGGACACGUCAUUCAGUAGCAGCUUAUAAUUCAAUGCAAGCAGAAUGGCAACAACAUGAGAUGGCCCUUACCACAACACAAUCAUGUUCUUUCAUGGCUCACACUAUGACCACUUUACAUGAUAGUUCAAAUACCUCUAUAACAAUGACACCAUCAGUAACUGAAAUAGCAGAUAAUUCUAGUCUCCCUCCAGCAUUGCCGCCAAAGAGAUCGCGUUCCAUUAAAUCAAAUGUAACACCUCCACCAAUAUCACCAAAACCUACUAUUAGCAUACAAAGUAUACAUUCAAUGGACCCAAUUGUAACGUCAACUCCGGUGAAGAUAGAAGAAUCAGCUUGUAUUCACGAUAAGAAAGAACUCACACCUUCAACUCCAGUGAAAUUGAAUAAUACUGUCCUGGGCACGAUAUUGCCUCCCUCGAGACCGGCAAGCAAUGCUUUAUCAUCAUUGUCAGUCGAUGACAGUACUCUUGAAUUAAGAGAUGUCGAUCAGGAUGAUAGUAUUCUAGAUGAGCUGGACAUUAGUAAAUAUUUAGUCUUCAAAAAACCUGAUGAAGAAGGACCAGAUAUACGAGGAGGACAUCCGGAUGCAUUGUUAAUUCAUGCUACCAAAGCUAAUAAACACGAUGAGAAAGAAUCAGAUUUCCUGUACCAAGAAGCAUUCUUAACAACCUAUAGAACCUUCAUGCAACCAUUGGAAUUAAUUCAAAAAUUACAUAGACGUCAUCAACGGUUCUCUUGCUCUGCUGACGUCGUUAAGCAAAGGGCAGCUCGCGAAGCGUUUUCCUUAUUAGUUAGAGUAGUUAGCGAUUUAACCAUGUCGGAUCUCGAUGAUAUUCUCUUACAAACGUUAAUGGAAUUCGUGCAGCAAUUAGUCUGCAGCGGAGAUCUCACAAUGGCAAAAGCUUUAAGGGUUAAGAUUUUAGAGAAACACGCAGCGAAACAAUUACAAGCGACCCAACCAAUUCUUUCUUCGCUAAGUGUGACAACGAAGCAAGCUUCCCUGCUCGAUUUUAAAAGCGAACAGAUAGCUGAGCAAAUGACAUUGUUAGACGCUGAUCUGUUCAUGAAAAUCGAGAUACCGGAAGUGUUGAUUUGGGCCCAAGAACAGAACGAAGAACGUAGUCCAAACCUGACCAGGUUUACGGAACACUUCAACAAAAUGUCGUAUUGGGCCAGAUCAAGGAUACUGGAGCAUAGAUUAGAAAAUGAAGCGAAGGAUAGAGAAAAAUAUGUGGUUAAAUUUAUUAAGAUAAUGAAGCACCUUAGAAAAAUAAAUAAUUUUAAUAGCUACUUAGCCUUGCUUUCUGCACUGGAUAGCGCGCCGAUUAGGAGGCUCGAAUGGCAGAAACAUAUUACAGAAGGCUUGAAGGAAUAUUGUGCUCUUAUUGAUAGUUCUAGCAGUUUUAGAGCUUACAGGCAAGCUCUGGCAGAAACGCAACCACCGUGUAUUCCAUAUAUCGGACUUGUUUUACAAGAUCUUACAUUUGUGCACAUUGGAAACAGUGAUUUAUUACCGGAUGGCACUAUAAACUUUUCUAAAAGGUGGCAACAAUUUAAUAUUGUGGAAAAUAUGAAGAGGUUCAAAAAAGGGACAUAUUCGUUUAAAAAACACGAACGUAUAAUAACGUUCUUCAAUAAUUUCAGUGAUUUCCUCUGUGAGGAGGCAAUGUGGCAGAUUUCCGAGAGCAUUAAACCGCGUGGUGGGAAAAAAGCACAGUCUCAAAACUAGAAUACGUCUAACCCUUUCACUGCCUGCGUCUCGAAAUCGAAAGGCUGAAACAGUGAAUUAGAACGUUUAUAUUUAAUGGUAUUUAGGUAGAAGCUUAAUUGCAAAUCAAAGAAAAAAAUAUCAUACAACACUCAAAGGGCGGUGAAAGGGUUAGCGCGGUCUAUCCCAUUUCAACAGCCUCUAUGAGGUUGUAUUUUAAUUUAUGAAAAAAUUUUAAUAUUUCCUCCAUAUUGAAGUGAAGAAACGAUAAUACCGCAAACAGACAUUUAGAUCAAAUUGAAAUUUGAUGUAUAUCUGUUUCGUUUGAAAUAUUAAACGCGUGUAUAAAUAUCGAUUGAAUCGAAACGUAUAGGAAAAAAACUUUAAUGAUUCGGUUAGAUUAAUCGUGUCUCAAUGUAUUUUUGUAGGUUCUUUUUUUUUGUCCUUUUCGCCGAUAGGAUAGUAAGGGAAUAAAAAAUCGUAUUUGCUAUGGACCUACGGAAUCGUAUACUUAAAAAAAUGAUGCAGCUGUAACGAUGCUUAACAUAGCAUCAAGGGAGAGAAACCCCACACAUUAACAUAUUCUAUAUGUAUAUCUAUAUAAAGAAAAGUAUUUAUUUAUUUGCCUUAUAUCAGCAACAUGUAAAAAGUAGUAGGUGUCAUUCUUCUUUUUUUUUUCUUUUUCUUUUUUUUAACUUAUUUAGAUAUAUGUAAACGUCCAUCAUAUAGCUUUAUCGUAGGUAGAGAAACUUUUCAAACGUCAACAGUCUACAGUCUGUUGACUUCGCAAGGAAAAACACCAAUUACGUUGAUUAAUGUAGAGCCAUCGUAGUUCACAGAUCAGCGCGCUCAAAUGGACGCGCUUUUCCGAACACGUGGCACACGACUGAGCGUAACUGUUACAUAUACUAUUGUAUAUGAUUCUAGAGAACACUUUUUGUUGGAAACUUGUUAAUAGGUAUCCAAGCUUUCAGCUUUAAGUCGAAUGGUUACCUAGAAGAUGUAGGUAAAUUAAAUGUGAAAUCCACGAUCCUAGCGAAAGAACUGAAUCGAAAUUUUAUCAUCCUUUGUGUUUUAACGAUCAUUCUAAAACAUCUCUUUGAUAUCUUUUGCUAUAUAUAUAUGUUUUUUUUUAAAAUAAUUUUCAAUGAUAAAAGUGGGAGAGGGAGUUUCUCUUUCACUACACAUUCCGAUUUAGAGGGAAAGUAAUCCGAUCAAAUUAAUUUUACCCAGAUAAAAAAACAAAAACAAUCGUACUAUUGACCCUCGAUUCUUACUCUUCGUUGAAUACGUCGGAAUUUAAUAGAGUGCAUCGAGUUUUAAUUUCUUAAGAUAAAUUAUAUAUCGCUAUAGUGAUACGGCUGUCUGUGUGCCUCAUAUUAUUAGAGUGAAUGAAUAUCUCGCCUAUUAUUAACGUUCUCUGGUCUCACAUUUAAUGAUAAAUGUCUUGUAUACAACACUUCGUCGGCGAUACUAUGAUAAUCGGGUUUAAGAGAUGUUAAAAACCGUCGUCUGCUUGUUAACACCUUAACUGCCAUGGGGAUCAUCAAAUAAUUAAAAAAUGAAUUAUGCUGGUAUUAUAAGCAGUAGAUUGAAGAAAUAAUGUUGAAGAAUAUUUUUACUAUGGCAGUCAAUGUGUAUAUAAGCUGCAGGUAUAUUGGCAAGCGAUUAUACAAUUAAAGUUGCGAACAAUUGUGUUCUUCGUUUAUUGAAAAUUUAUUUCCUAAAGCUAACGUCGCUUAUCAGUGUACUUGCAAUCACGAUGGUCGCGUACACUUAUUAUUCAUAUUCAGAAGGCCUAAGCAGUUGAUGAUUGACGUUGAUCUAUACCGUUAACACCUUACCGACCGGAAGCCAAUGAAUAGACUCUGAUGCCAGCGAAAUAAUAAAAUUAAAGUGUGCUACAAUUAAAAGGAGCCUGGUAAUAUGAAUCACUCCUUCGAAUUUUUAUUAAGUUACAAAGUGAUAAUGCUUAUACGUUUCAUCCGUAAGCGGUGGGUAAGGUGUUUAUUAAAACCAAUACUUAAAAACAGCGAGAACAAAAAAAACAUAGAUAGAUCGAAAGUGUAGUUUGCCAUUAUUAUAUAGAUCCGAUAAAACCGUUGUCAAUUUCUGAACUUGCACCAAAUAUAUACAUACGUAAAGGUAGCUUUCAAUAUGAAUCACAAAAGUAAUAAACGUUAAAACUGUUCAGUAAAUAGAUGCACUCCGUUAACCGCAGCCGUAAGUAAUUCAAAAGAAAAGAAAAUCAAUUUUAAGAUUGAAUUUUUAACGAAGUCAUUAUUGUUACGCCAAUAAUUCAGGAGCAAGUAAUACACAUAAUUCUUUUCGAGAAAAAAUUCAUAAUACAUGAACGUGUGAUUGUAUGCGUGAAGAAAUAUUUCUGUUCAAUAAUUGAUACAUAUAGGGUUCGUCUAAUCUAAGGUUAAGAAGUUUAUUAUUAACUUUGUACAUAGUUUGAUUGUAUUCAGAAUUUCUUGUAUGUACGCGAGUGCCGACUAUUAUUCACAAUUGUAUAUAUACAGUGUAUUAUCUUUAUCAUUAACUUUCCGCACGAGGUGAUUAAUCUCAUUCGUAUUUAAGUUUAUCGAAAUCAUUGUGAUGCCAUGUUACAUUCUUACCUAGCCGCGGAUGCUUGAUCCUUUAUAUUUUUUUUUUCAUUUAAUUGGGGAAACUAAAUGAACCGUGUGUUCUAUCAGGUAUCUUGGAAUUGUGCAACAAAUACGAACACAUGUAAAUUUCUUGUAACAAAGGAAACCAUAAAAUUCAUUAGAGAUAAGAAUAAGAUAUUCUUUCCUUUCUAUGUUAACAAUUAAAAUUACAUGGAUAUAUUCAGUUACAGAGUUAUAAUUACUAUAUCUAUUCCGCUUUCAAAAAUGGAAAACCUGAAUUUCUUUUCUUAGGAGGAAUUUACUACCUCUGCAUGUUGCACAACUUUAGAAUAAUUGAUAUUUUUUAAACUUUGUUUUUUUUUUCCUCUUGUAUUUUUUAAUACAAUCAUCAUCAGUUUCCUCCUGAAAUUCAUUAUAACAUUUCUUUUAUGUUACAUCUGCAUCCUACCUGAUUCUCGAAACAUAUGUAUAUAUAUUUAAAUACCGUUGCUGCUUGUCGAAAUUCUGUUGAUAGUUCCUUUUUAAAAUGGCUCACUUGGAAAUGUAUUUUAAAUGUGAUGCAGUUAUAAUGAUUACUGUUGCAUCUAUUUUCUAUUACAUUUUUUCUCGAUUCACUGUUAACAGUAUUCUCUUGUAAAUUCCAUAUAUAAGCGGUAUAAGCAUACAGUUUAAGGUAAUGCUAAUGCUAACAAAACUAUGAGUGAGAUAAAAAAACAGUGAAUAUGCAACGAAAAACUUAGACUCUGUCAGUCUAUUAGUUAAAAUAAAACACUAGACUAUUUUGCGGUAGAUGAACACACAGUGAAGAAAGCGAAUUGAUUUGAUAAUUAAGUUGAUAAUAAGAUAUCUUCCACAUCAUUUCUUUUUUAAUUAUAGAAGCAUAUACAUAUAAGUGUGCAGUAUCGAAAGUAGCAGGAAUUCUAAAAAUUUUAAUCUUAACUAUUAACACCGAGGAAGACCAGAAACCCGAAGAAAGGAUCCCACCAUGUUCGGUACUGUACAUCUAUAUCAGAAAAAAUAUUAAUUUAUCUUCAUCAUUUUUUUUUCCUCGUAUUUUUGGGUAAUUUAUUAUCACUGUCAAAUUUAUCUUAUUAUCAAUACCAUUAAUUAUCGGAAAUUGAUAGAUUGUUCUUUGCGACUGCAAUUCUUUCAGCUCUGAUUAGCCAAACAUAGAAUGUAGGAUAAAGAAAAAUGUGUUUUUAUCUAUCUUUUGCCGAAUAUAGAAACAGUCUAUGAAUGAAAAUGGACUCUAAAGCAAUCGCUGUAAAAUUUACAACGCAAGAGUUCCAGCGUUGCAAAACGAUCAUAAAUACACAUUGAUCAUUGCUUAUUGAUACUUUGAUGGCGAGGGAUAUUUGCAGAAUUAACGAUAGAUUGUAUAUAUACAUAUAUGACAAAUUAAACGAUCGAACGAUACAUCGAUCUCUUAUUGUAUAUUUUAAGGAAGAAUGAAUAAGUUCUAAGGCUCGAAUUUGAAACAGCAGUUGUUUGCAUGGUACGGAUACAAAUGAGGGAAAACAGAAUUCAUUUAACCCGUCUGAAAUUGAUGCAAGAUCACGCGUCAAAUAACUCUCGCCGAACUUAAAUUAAUGAUGUUUUAAAAGUGUGUCGUUCUUAACAAGGAAACAAUAAGUAACUAUCCCUAGCAAAUAUCGAUAAACACGAAACAAGUAAUAAUUACCAUUAAUGUGUUACUGAUCUCUAAUCAACAAAAGAUAUAUGUGUAAUUUAACAUUAAAUAGAUACCAAUGGUAAGUGAUUAGAAUGUACGGUCACGCGCAAUUCAGGUUUCUUUUCGUUAAAAAGAAGUGUAGGGAAAGAAUAUUAUACCAUUCGCAUUAUUUGUCGAUGUUCUUUGCGAGAACAAGUUCUACGUUAACUUUUCUCUGUCUUUUUUUUGAUUUUCUCAGGAUUGAAGACAAAAUGAUAGAUACUUUCUUUUCAUAAUAUUUAUUUUUAACCAAAAGAAGCCUAUAUUGUAGUUGGAUGGACCGAUAAUCGAUAAUCAUGGUGAUUGUUGAUGCUUUGGUUGAUCCGCCAGAGCAUUAAGCGUCAUCAUCAUCAAAGGGACAUAUCUACAAAAGAUGGUAAUGCUGUUUCGAAGACAGUGUGCCGAACAAUUAACCGGAAAGAGUAUGACAAAAUGAGUAACAAGUUGAUUUGAAAUAAUGUCGAUUUACAUUCGAUUGUUUUUAACGAUGAUGUAAUUUGUUUGUUCGGUAGCAUAUGAUAUCGGUAAUUAAGUGGUUUUAUCUGGGCUAAUGGCGAAAUUUUACGCAAGGAAAUGACAGUGUAUAAUUGCACACUGAAAUAUUAAAUACGGUUAACAAUAAAAUAUUCUAUUUAGUAGAACAUUUUGUAAAUAUAAUUCACAAUUGAUCAAAAUGGAACAACCGACUUUCGGAAGAUUUAUAUUUUCUUAAAUAUAACUAUACAUUAAAUCUUUCACAACUUCAUUGUUGCUUUAUACAAACAACAAAUUGCAUAAUUGUCAUAAAUAAUAUCCUUAAUAAUUUUCUACCGAAAUUGCAUAUUAUAUGAUCUUUGUAAAAGCAUCAAUGCGUUAAUUAAGAAAUACGUGUAAAUUCUUUCAGAAAUAACGCGAUGAAAAUAACACAGUGAAUUAUUUGGGAAAAUUAAUCCUGUUCAAGACAUAAAAAUGUAAAUCGAAAUUUAUUCACACUGACGCAGAGGUAAUAUAAAGCAAAGGGAUAUCCAAAGGCAUUUAUAUUAUAUGUGUCUCAUUUAUAGGACUCUUACAUGCGUAGAACACUAUACCACAAAAUGAAACAAGUAUACGUGUAACUGCAAGAUGUGUGAAGGAAAAACACAAUGUCACUGAGCAUAUCAUUUGUAAGCAAACAUUUACUAAUAAUCAUUAUAUCCGAAAGUCCCUUUCAAUUACUCACCGUGAUGAAGGAAAAAUAAAUUCUGACAGCUAUUAUCGAAAGGAUAAACGUAACAUACAUACGUGCUCACCGCGUUUGAUUAUGCGAUUUCUUACGUAGCCGGUUAUAUUUUUCUAUGGGUAUUUUUUCUUACUGUGCUGUUGAGGACGUCGUUUUAAAAGCACGUGUUUAUGUAGUGCGAUCCACGCGCAAUUAUAAUAUAUGUAUGUACCUAUGAUCAUUACUUACAGAUUACCGUCAAAAUAUAUUUUUCUUCCGUUUCUUCGUCAGUAAGUAUCGAGUAUGUUGAACAUUUGUAUGCGUACAAGGUUUUCGACCGACUGUUAUUGCUUCUUUUGUAAUAGGUGUACGAAGAAGUGAAAUAAAAAUGUGUUAGAGCCAACUA